Cornus florida is the source of this 1780-nucleotide messenger RNA. RefSeq lists its product as uncharacterized. The coding region runs from base 182 to 1426 and encodes 414 amino acids. The transcript is spliced from 6 exons. Lineage: Eukaryota; Viridiplantae; Streptophyta; Magnoliopsida; Cornales; Cornaceae. The record is from RefSeq and is a predicted model, not a curated record. Gene Ontology annotation, molecular function: metal ion binding.
UGAAGUUUCUUAACAACUAAGAUGGAGACUAAUAUUCUUUGAAUUUGCCUUCAUUUGCAUAUAUCUAUAAAUACAUGGUACUAGUUGCUUUGUGACACUUAAUAAAAACUCUAAAUCUGGCUAGCUGCCCUCAUUCAAUUUGCCCUUUUGCUAUCAGCUGGAAUUAGUCCAACCAAUUUCGAUGGCCUCCUCUAAGACUUUUGAUCUCAAAUUGUACUGCACAUGCGAUGGAUGUAAGAAAAAGGUGAAGAAAGUGCUGAAAAAUGAUCGUGGAGUAGUGCAUUCAAGUGAAAUAGAUACAAAUGAAAGAAAGGUGACCAUCUCAGGUACCACAGACCCACACACACUCAUAGCCGCAUUUGGAAAGGCUGGGAAGAAAGUGGAGCUUUUGACGUCGGAGCAAUUCUCCUCCGGCGAGAACAACCAGCUGCAGAACAUGGAAAUAGUACCAACAAAAUCCGCAAAAGGAGUUCUUGACAGUGACCACCAACGUACCAUAGCAGAACUCCAGCAAUUCUCCAAAAAUAAUCAACGGUCCAAACUCUAUGGUGCCUGUUUGGUGUAUAUUCGUAAUAGUAGUGUUGAUUCUCUGGCAUAUAUUGGAGCCAAAGGGCUCAUCAGCGGCCCCCGACCUUCCAUGGCAGAACACCAGCAAUUCUUCCAAAAUAAUCAACGGUCUAAACUGAAAGAGAUUGUUGAUCAUGACGCUCUCCGCAUGACUACUGGUACGAAAAAUCAAACUAGCCACAAGCACGAGCUCGAGUUGAAAAGCUAUGAAAAACGGUUCACUUGCAAUGGAUGCAAGCAGGAAGGUUUAGGACCAAGAUACAGAUGUAAGCACUGUGACUAUGAGCUCCAUAAGGAAUGCAGGAAUCCGAAAUUGGAAAUUUCCCACGAAUUCCUCAAAGGACACACCCUCGAAUUCCUUGAUCAACUUCCUAGCAAAUGUUCAACAACACGCUGCAUUGCGUGUGGGAGUAACAUAUGUGGCUCUCUCUACCACAACAAAGCCAAGGAAUUGUAUUUGCACCCUUGUUGUAGCAACCUCAAGAGUAAACUGUGCAUCGAUGGCGCGAUUUUCAAGCUUCGUAAUGAAGUGGUAUCAAAAUGCAUGUGGUGCAAGAAGAAAGAGCCUCGGCGCCACAAAACCGACAUUCGAGGUUGGUCUUACAUUUCUGAUUGUAAGGAGUAUCAGAUUCAUGUGUACUGUGUGACUGAAAUGGUGCAUGAGGCAUGGAAGAAAGAGAAGAUAGAUCUGCAACUCUUACCUAAUUCGAAGAAGAAUCAAGGGAAAUUGGGUUUCAAGACUAUCAGAAAGAUAGUGGAGAUAUUACUCAAGAGUGUAGUUGGCGUUCUUUUCGGAGAUCCAUUGAUGAUCAUUGCAUCUGUGGUUCCUUCUGUGGUGGAGUUAAUCUCCAACAACUGAACACACAGAGAAGAACACAUCUGAUAUGUUUUGACUAACAAGAAUGCGUUCUAGCUAAGGAGUACUGGUUGUGAGAUGUGUGUGAGGGUGUGGUAAAUUGCAAGGUGUGCUGUUGUUUUUCUUCUUGUGUGCAUGGUGUGUUCUUGUGAUGUGCAAGAAAACAGUUGGUUUCUUUGCCACGCGUUGGAAAAGAAGGGAGAAUAAUUUCGCGGGUUUUUAUUACGGUUUCAGAUUAUUUUUUUCAGAAGCUGUUUGUUCGAAUUCUCUUGUAGUGAAAAUAGUAAUUAUAAUUUUGUUCAGUUUUUGAUUGUAAUUUCUCAAGUUUGAGCAAAUACUAGAGAGGAACUUUGUCCA